Trichoderma harzianum CBS 226.95 is the source of this 666-nucleotide messenger RNA. RefSeq lists its product as hypothetical. The record is from RefSeq and is a predicted model, not a curated record. The transcript has a single exon. Lineage: Eukaryota; Fungi; Ascomycota; Sordariomycetes; Hypocreales; Hypocreaceae. The coding region runs from base 1 to 666 and encodes 221 amino acids.
AUGGCUCGCCGCCGUUCACGCACUAACAAAGAUCCCACCCGGGGCAUGAGAAACCGUCAACGUGGUUUAUCCAGAAAAGCGCAUUUUUUCUACGAAGAAUAUAAUGCAGACGUUCUAGUAGUUAUUCGCCGACCAGAUGGUCAAUACACAGGCUAUCAAUCUAAGCCUGGAUUACUGCGACGAUUCCAAUCUGUCCCAGAUGGUCAAUUAUCAGGCCCAUCGCAAUUCAUGCAGGCCCAAGAAUCGGAUAGCGACGAUACAUCACAGCGAUACUCAAGGCGCUCUAGCUCUUUUGUAUCCGCUACAAGCUCUGAUUCGGCAAAUACGCCAAGCUUGAGCAGUAGUAAUAGCUCACUAUUAUCCCAUGAGGCACCUUCACCCGUCGAUAUACCUCAACCAGCCCCAACACCACCGCCAACUGAGGUGCCUAUGAGCAUUUUACCAUCAAUAGAGACUCCUCCCGUUGAUGCAGACACGUUUCUAUCUUUCCUGAAUGAUGAAACAUCACUUAGUGACAAUGAGAUCACUGAGCUACUCUGGUCAAAUAUUAUUGACUCUACUGAGAGUGCGGAGUUCAACAACGAAUUACCUUGCAUCAUUCAACCAAGUCCCGUAUCUACCCGUCAACGCGAGGCUAUGUUAUCACUUAUAAAGCGAUACUUUUAG